GCAUGGUCGUUGAAACAAAAAGAGGCAGUUGGUCUCAGUAUCGCAAUGAAUACAUUGCUGCACUGACUGCCACACUAUCCCUCGUAGCAACAGUAGCUGCAGCCGGCUGGUCAUCUCCCGCAAUUCCUGCACUGAAGCGUGAAGAUUCACCAGUUCCUAUCACUGCAGAUCAGGGAUCUUGGAUAGUGUCCAUCCUUUCGAUUGGUUCAUUUUUCGGUCCGAUCAUUACCGGAUUAGUCGUCGAUGUUCAUGGUCGAAAACUAACUCUGUUGCUAUCGGUGAUUCCACUCUUAGUUGGAUGGAUCAUCAUCGGACUCGCUAGCAAUGUGCCAAUGAUUUACCUGGCGCGUUUCCUCCAGGGAAUCUCGUAUGGAACCGUUUACUCGGUAACCCCAAUAUAUUUGGGGGAGAUAUCAUCCAAUGCUAUUCGUGGAUCAACAGGGGUGCUUGUAACAGUGAUGGCAAAGCUAGCAUUUCUUCUUGAAUACAGCAUUGGACCUUUCGUUACAUUUAGAGCGCUUUCAUGGAUAUCUCUCUGCUUCCCCAUAGCAUUCUUAGCUACGUUCUUGUGGAUGCCUGAAACGCCGUAUUACCUACUUGCUCAAGGCAAUGACAAAGCAGCCUUGAACAGUUUGCGGUGGUUGCGUCGAUUAGAUGAUAAUUCAAUUGAGCUGAAUAAGGAGUUCCAACAGAUGAAGUCACUCAUCGAGAAGCAAAAGCAGAAUCAAACUUCAAUGGGAGCCUUGUUUGCAAAAUCCAAUCGAAAGUGCUUGGUGAUCAUACUGUUGCUGUCAUGUGGGAUGCAGCUUACUGGAAUCAAUGCUAUUCUUGGAUACUCGCAAACCAUCUUCUCGAAAUUGGAUAUGGACUUGAAAGCAGCUGAACUAUCGAUUAUCAUGGCGGUCGUGCAGCUGAUUGCUGUAAUAAUUCCAACCUUUGUAGUAGACAAAGCUGGACGUCGACCACUGCUAUUCAUCUCCAGUGGUGGAUCAGUUUUGGGAUUGGUCACGUGUAGUGUAUUCUUCACCAUGGAUACCCUGGGGUAUCCCGUUGAAGAGUUUAGCUGGGUUCCGUUUGUGGGUACCCUAUUUUUCAUCAUCUCGUUUGCCGUCGGUCUGGCAACGGUUCCGUUUGCCAUACUGGGUGAAGUGUUUCCCAAGCACAUCAAGGCAAACGCAAACGCUGUAUUUGCCAUGAUAACUUCGGUGGUUGUUUUUGCCGUGGUGAAGUUGUUCCAGGUCAUUUCCGACGGGGCAGGAACGUACGUGUCGUUCUGGAUUUUCAGCUUGUGUACCACGUGUACGGGCGUGCUGAUAUAUUUCUUCAUACCGGAAACCAAGGGAAAGUCGUUCGAGGUCAUUCAGGAGAUGAUGGCGAUGAAAGAGUUCAAACCGCAGAGUACAAAGAGAACACCACUGCUAUGUUGA
This is a messenger RNA of Culex quinquefasciatus (southern house mosquito), 1427 nucleotides long. RefSeq names its product facilitated trehalose transporter Tret1-like. The coding region runs from base 3 to 1427 and encodes 474 amino acids. The transcript has 2 exons. Gene Ontology annotation, cellular component: membrane. Gene Ontology annotation, molecular function: transmembrane transporter activity. Gene Ontology annotation, biological process: transmembrane transport. The record is from RefSeq and is a predicted model, not a curated record. Lineage: Eukaryota; Metazoa; Arthropoda; Insecta; Diptera; Culicidae.